This is a messenger RNA of Symbiodinium necroappetens, 354 nucleotides long. Lineage: Eukaryota; Dinophyceae; Suessiales; Symbiodiniaceae. The record is from the annotation of a GenBank genome assembly.
GCCAUCCCUCGGUUGAUCAAAGUGCAGUUCAAGUUCUAUUUCAGUCGUGGGGGAGGUGUGUAUACCAGGCAGAACAUCGAGGUUGCUACUCUGAAGACCUGGCCGCGGCACAACCGCGCCCUGCUCCUCUUUGUGGACAUCGUUUUCUUGUGCAUGUGCUUAGCAUCCACGGCCUUUAUGGCCCGUGAAUUCUCGAAAGACAUGAAGGCAGGGAAGAUAUUUGGCCACUUCAACUUGAUCAACUCCAUUACCUGGCUCAGUUGCUUGUUUGGCUUCACCCUUAGUGUGAUUGAAGCCUGCCACCCCGUGCAAGCAUGCCGUGAACAAUUCGGCACUCUGAUAUGUUUGUUUUGA